Bipolaris zeicola 26-R-13 is the source of this 426-nucleotide messenger RNA. RefSeq lists its product as uncharacterized. Bases 1 to 426 code for a protein of 141 amino acids. NCBI's taxonomy places the organism in Eukaryota, Fungi, Ascomycota, Dothideomycetes, Pleosporales, Pleosporaceae. The transcript has a single exon. The record is from RefSeq and is a predicted model, not a curated record.
AUGAAUUGCAUAGCGUUGCGGGGGGAGGGGAAACCUUGCCAGUCUUUUUUUUUCAAACUUCUGUUUUUUGAUUUUUCGUUUCCCCCUCCCCCUCACCCAGUCUCCCACUCUUGUUUUGAGAAUUUUUAUUAUUUUUGCUCUACCGUUUUGUCCUUUUAUCUUUUUGUCCCUCCUUUUUUCCAUCACCUGCCCUUCCUAUCUGUUUCGCGCACUCGUAUACCUUUUGUUUUUAUUUUACCAUUCGUUGCCGCUUUUUUUAUUGAUGAAAGGAACUCUCAUCCUACGACUCUGGUGUUAUUUUCCUUUUGUGUAAAUACAUCCACUUCUCUUUUUUUUCUGCUUCUGUUUUUUUGGAUGGAUCCUUGGAUUUACUCUGAAUCCCCUUGGGUUCUCGACCCUUCUUCGUUAAAAGGAGGGAUGGGUUGA